Molecule: messenger RNA, 420 nt
Organism: Ixodes scapularis (black-legged tick)
Lineage: Eukaryota; Metazoa; Arthropoda; Arachnida; Ixodida; Ixodidae
Product: neuropeptide-like protein 31
Exons: 2
Coding region: 12-356 (114 amino acids)
Source: RefSeq, a predicted model, not a curated record
ACCAAGCCACAAUGAGUGCUACCAGGAAGCCCACGGUCGCCGUUAUCUUCUUUGCCCUACUGGCCACAGCUACGGCCGGCUACCUCGGAGGUUACGGUGGCUACGGCGGAUAUGGCGGCUAUGGAGGCUACGGUGGCUACGGCGGAUACGGCGGCUACGGAGGCUACGGUGGUUAUGGAGGCUAUGGUGGCUAUGGCGGCCACGGUGGCUACGGAGGCUAUGGCGGCUACGGCGGCUACGGCUACCCGGUCGGGCGGGCCUUCGCCUACCACACGCACAUCAACCACGGUUACGGAGGAUACGGAGGAUACGGCCUGGGCGGCUACGGCUACGGAGGACACGGAUACUACGGUUGAGCCCAGGACUGGCCAUUAGGUUGAACGGGGAUCGGAUUGUCUCAGGCUUUCUCUUGGUUCUAAA